AUGUACGGCAAGCCUGUUGUCGCCUUGCUGCUUGCAACUAUUGCUGGGGCGGCAGUAGGCCCGGAUUCAUUGCAUUCUGAUGUUUCAAUUCUCAUCCAUAAUGAUUUAAUGGAAAAUACCAGCUCUCUGGCCGGAUCUGGCGUUUUACUUUUGGAUCCAAUGCCAUUGCAAAAGGCCAUCCAAAGCUGCCAGGUCCUCGGAGAGUCCCUCUGGGCGACUGAUUCCGGAUACUCAGAUAUUAAAAGCAACCUGGAAUAUCUAAUAUAUCAGAAAAAAUAUGGUCGGGGCCAGAGAUAUUGGAUUGCUCCUGUCCAUGGUGUUCCAUUAUCAAUCGACGCGGAUGGCAACGCUGAAAAAACACCCUCCAGUAGUGAUCUCCCAGUUCUAUGCAGCCAAUCCGCCCCCUACUCAAGUGCAGAGAGCAAAGAUACAAGUGAGAGGUGGCAAAUUAACGUUAAAUCUAAUCGUGAAUAUUAUACAGGUUUUCGUGAUCGGUUUGCUUUUCGCUUCCUCGGUAUUCGGUAUGCCAAAUCAACAAAGCGUUGGGACUACUCGGAAGUCUACGAGGGAACAGGACAGAGCGCAUCGGCUCUCGAAUACGGCCCAGAAUGCUUUCAAGGGACAAGCGGCUCCGAAGACUGCUUCUUUCUCAAUGUUUGGACGCCGCAUAUCCCUCAAUCAAAGACAAAUCAAAAAGAUAAAUUAAAACCUGUAAUGUUCUGGAUUCACGGUGGCGCUUUCACUAGCGGCACCGGAAGUGACUCUACUUUUGAUGGAGGCAAUCUUGCUUCCAGGGGCGAUGUGGUUGUCGUCACAACCAACUACCGUCUAGGAACACUUGGAUUUCUAGCCCUGGAUGACGGCAAAACUAAAGGAAACUAUGGACUUGCAGACCAGAUAACCGCGCUUGAAUGGGUGCGCCAAAACAUCAAGGACUUUGGAGGCGAUCCUGAUCGAAUCACUAUAUUUGGACAAUCCGCAGGUGCGGGAUCAGUGCGAGCACUGCUAGCAUCCCCCAAAUCCCAGGGGAAGUUUGCCGCCGCAAUUAUGCAAAGCAACUUGGGCGGUUUGGCUUACGGGACAACCUACUCAAAAUACUACACUAUAGCCGAAGAGAUGGAAGUUGCCGGAAAUGCUAUCCUGGCCGAAACUAAUUGUACCCACGCUGCGUCGCCACUUGACUGCCUUCGGUCUGUGUCUGCAAUAACUAUUGCUGGCCUGGAUACGAACGCGCGCUACCUAGUUGUUGAUGGUAAAUAUCUUAAAGCAUCUCAACUAGAUCUAACGGCCCCGCGAUUAACGGCAAAUGUUCCUUUGAUGCUGGGAACGACGCGGGAUGAUGGCGCGGCGAUGAUCGGAUAUCCCUCCAAGGGCGAAACCAUCCAGACAUUCUUGAAUGAGUCAGGCUUUUCUUCAUCCAUCGCACCAAGUCAGCUCUUUCCAGUACCUUCAGGGCCUAAUAGAACUCUCGAUAUAUUCAACACCACUGCUCGAGUCGCAACGGACGGCAUUUUCCGCUGUAUCGACCAAGCCACCGCAUAUGCCGGAGUCAACAACCACAUCUUUCCCAAGGUUUUCUUCUAUGAAUUCAAUCGUACGUAUCAAAUGCCAGACUGGUCGCCAAAUCCUCCAUUGUGCGACGCACCGGUCACAUCGGAGUUCCCAAAUGGGGAUCCCAACCUGGAAUAUUUCAAGUGUCACUCAGGAGAGCUGUACUAUGUCUUUGGAAACAUUCUCCGUCAGGGUCUUUCCUUGAGAGAUGAGUACGAUCUACCGUUUUCGCAGUAUGUAUUGGAUUCUUGGGCUAGUUUCGCCAGAACGGCGGACCCAACACCGAGCCUUGGAUUUUUAAAGGCACGAGGCUAUAUGAACACAACCCGACAGGUUGAAAUUGCGGGGCAAUGGGCACCAUUUCGACAUGGCAACUAUAAGCUUCACCGUUUGCAGUGGCCCUCAUCGAUGGCUGAUUUGGAUGAGACCGAACAAUGUCGUGGGCUUGAUCUGUCACUCACCUAUUAUGAUGUGUAG
Messenger RNA from Penicillium macrosclerotiorum, 2028 nucleotides. Its product is annotated as putative carboxylesterase. The transcript is spliced from 3 exons. The record is from RefSeq and is a predicted model, not a curated record. Bases 1 to 2028 code for a protein of 675 amino acids. Gene Ontology annotation, molecular function: cholinesterase activity. NCBI's taxonomy places the organism in Eukaryota, Fungi, Ascomycota, Eurotiomycetes, Eurotiales, Aspergillaceae.